Molecule: messenger RNA, 2291 nt
Organism: Zophobas morio
Lineage: Eukaryota; Metazoa; Arthropoda; Insecta; Coleoptera; Tenebrionidae
Product: zinc finger Y-chromosomal protein-like
Exons: 3
Coding region: 264-1220 (318 amino acids)
Biological process (GO): positive regulation of transcription by RNA polymerase II
Cellular component (GO): nucleus
Source: RefSeq, a predicted model, not a curated record
AAUAAGAAAAAACUCUUGACACUUGGCAACACUGGCUCACUAUUUUGAGGUUAUGUUCAAAAGCAAUUCCAAAUCUUUACGGCUUUCGCAUGAUUUUAAUAAAACAACAGUCUCUUCCCUUUCACCAAUUAAUUAAUUUUCAUAAUUCGUCGAGAACCCCCCUAAUAUUACUAUGAACAAUCUUCUACGAAAGUACCAGCCAAACUUGCCCCAUUGAACGCAUCUCUCCAUAAAGUCUCCACUCUUCACACCAUCCUGUUCGAAUGGCAACCCGCAUCCAAAUCAACUGGCCAUCACUAGGCCUUUUCGAAUGCGAAAACAACAUCGAAACCUACCACUGCAAAAACUGCGACUUCCGAACCCAACUAACCCUACUUUUCAAGAAACACGUCGAGAAGCACGACACAUUUGAAACAAGCAACUACACCAUUCCGACUUACAUUUGUCGAAAAUGCAGCUUCAAAACACACUUCUCCAUAACGUGGCUGCAGCAUUCGAAAACUUGUUUCCCCAACGGUUUCAAAAAAAAGUACGCGUUGUACAAAUCCGAAAAAGUCAAGUUGCAUAAUUUUAGUGAGAAAAAUACAUGGUACAAGUGCAAGCAGUGUCCGUACAAAACUCGAUACACCUCAAAUUUGAAAAGCCACGUGAAUUCGCGACAUUUGAACGAAAAGGACGUGAAAUGGUAUGAAUGUAAAAACUGCUCAUUUAAAGCGAAAACGAGCUCGACUUUGAAACAGCACGUGAAUGCCAAACACUUGGAUGAUGGUGAUGUUAAAUGGUAUCAGUGUGAAAAGUGCCCUUAUAGAGCGAAGAGAAAGUCGCAUUUGGAGAGACACAUAAAUGCGCAGCACUUGGAUGAGCAGGAGGUUAAAUGGUAUCAGUGUAGCAAGUGCCCAUACAAAGCUAAACAGAACAAUAAUUUAAAACUGCACGUAACCGUGUGGCAUUUGGACGAGUCCGACGUUAAAUGGUAUCAUUGUCAUCAGUGUUCGUUUAAAACUAAGUACAAGCUGAAUCUGCAAAGUCACAUACUGGCGCGACAUUUGGAAGGAAAGGAUGUUAAAUGGUACGAAUGCAAAAGUUGCUCCUAUAAGUCCAAAUACUACCAUAAUUUGAGGCGACACGAAAACACGCUUCACUUGAAUAACGAAGACAAUAAAACGGAACAGAGUGCCGACUUAAUGCAAUUAAUUGAAGAUGACAUCAAAUGGUAUUAAUUCCACUAAUCACAGUUAAAAUAAUGUAAAUUGAUUUUGGUUAUGCAACCAACAAUACACCAAAGUGUCACUAGAAAGUAGUAGGGAAUUUUGUAUUCACCCCACGAACGUCAUUUUAAUUGAGGUUAUGUAUUCGCAACACUCAAUUUCAAGAUUUUAUCCAAAAUUUGCCCCUUUUAACGAUUUUUGUCAUAGCGUUGGGUAGUUUGAAAUGCCACUCCUGGAAUACUCCGACAAGCUUAUUCACACCAAUCCUUCCCAAAAGGCUCAAAAGUGCAAAGUCUGCCCCUACUUUACGACACUAGUUUUCUUUAUGGUCAACCACUCGAACCGCCACAAGCCACUGUCAUCACUCUUUAAUUGCGAAAAAACCAACCUUGAAAUCUAUCACUGCAACGACUGCAACUUCCAAACAGAACUGACAUUUCUGUUCAAGAAACACAUCCAAGACCACCGCAACAGAGAACCUCGAAGUGUGGAAUACGUCAUUCGGAACUACGUUUGCAAAAAAUGCAACUUUAAAACGCACUUUUCGAUGAAGUGGCUGCAACACACCACAACUUGUCUCAAAAACAAAAUAAAGAAGCCUCAAAGUUCACAAAAGAGUCAGAAUAAGCCAAACUAUGAUUUAAUCAAAUACAUGAAAACUUAUACUCGUGACCAACAAAAUGUUAAAUGGUAUGGUUGUACAGUGUGUCCGUUUCAAACUAAACAUACCGCGUGUUUAAAAAGCCACAUUAACGCGCGACAUUUGAACGGAGAAGACGUCACGUGGUUCCAGUGCCCCCAAUGUCCAUACAAAGUUAAACACAAGUCGAAUUUGACGCGACACGUGAAAGCACGCCAUUCGAAAGAGCAAGAGAAAAAGUGGCAUGAAUGUGCGAAGUGCGCGUACAGGAGCAAGUCGCAGCCGGACUUGAAGAAACACGCCAAUUUGUAUCAUUCGGAUGAGACGAGCGCCAAGUGGUACAAAUGUGAAAAGUGCUCGUUCCAAACGAAGCACAUGUCCAAUUUCAAAAUUCACAUAGUGUCGCGGCACUUAGAUUAAUAAACUUAACCUCAAAAAUUAAA